Branchiostoma floridae (Florida lancelet) is the source of this 4574-nucleotide messenger RNA. Its product is annotated as ankycorbin-like. Gene Ontology annotation, molecular function: protein binding. Lineage: Eukaryota; Metazoa; Chordata; Leptocardii; Amphioxiformes; Branchiostomatidae. The record is from RefSeq and is a predicted model, not a curated record. The transcript has a single exon. Bases 389 to 2158 code for a protein of 589 amino acids.
CAAGUGGGCAGGGCUGCUGCUGGGCAACGCGGUUAUUUUGCCAGGCGGAGUAAAGCGGCUAAUCCGUGCCUGGAGAAACAGUCAUGUGCACUGAGAGGGGCAUGAUUCACUCAGGUAUUACAUAUCUACUCCCGCACACUUGUGGAUCGGAGACCUUUCUUCUCGUCAGCUAAUCGUGUUAGAGAAGGAGGCUAAACGGGAGUGACACGGACCGCUUGGGAUGACUUUCUGUACGGGAGAGUAGUGGACGUCUGGCCGAAGACGCCGUCACGGACAUACGGUGGGGUUAAAACCCGAAACCGGGACGGAACCGAUGAGGAACUGACGGUCGGGGAAGCGUGUUAAACGCCGUGAACUUCCUCCCGGGAGCCAGACGACCAGACUAGCCAUGGGGCACGCGGCUCGUGUGGAGGAGCUUACGCUACAAGAGGCGAUACUUCAGGGGAUGUUCAGCCAGGUGAGAGAGAUGGUGGAGGAGGGAGGCAUGCCGGUGAGCAGGCGGGACCAGGAGGGCCGCACGCCGCUCAUCUGCUGUGCCCUGUGCCUCCGGCAAGACCUUGGUAUUGGCAUGGCUAAGAUGCUACUAGAACACGGUGCUAGAGCCGGGCCUGUGGACAGGGCGGGGAGGAACGCGCUCAGCUACGCGUGUUCAUCGGGAUCUGAGGGGCUCGUCGACGUUCUGCUUGGCGCUGCUGACUUUGACUUGAACAGGAAAGACCGGCAGGGAAGGACGGCCUUGUUUCACGCCGCGUCUAAAGGAAGGACGGACAUUGUGAGGAAACUGGUGGGGAGGUUACUGCGGUACGACCAGCCGGUCAAUGUCAGGGACAUGGCCGGGGUUUCCCCGCUUCUGGAGGCGGCUAAAAAUGGACAUUCAGGGGUGAUCGACGUCCUGAUUAAGGAAGGAAACGUCGAACCGACACCUAAGGAAGAGACGUACCUUUUGACGAGUAAGGAGGAAUACAACUUAGUGAAGGUGCACAGGGCAAAAUUCUUAAGACACAGAAACUGUUUUAGAGACGUUGUCGAGAAGCCUACACCGCCGUCGAGGGCGCAGAGUGCACCCAGUAAGGCACGAGAACCCGUCGGGAUCAGGCCGGGGAGCAGCCGCCCGCCCAGCGCAAUGUUACUCCUCCGACCAAAGACAGCGCCCAACCGUAUCGACCUCCCGACCCCCUCCCCCUCUGGUAGCUUUGACUGGCGGUCGAUUAGGCCACGGACGAGUUGGAGAACUGAGCUGCAGGAUCUGUACAGAGUACUUGAGGUCCAAAUCUCUCCGUCGUACCGGAAAAGCGCGGUCCCUCCGCCCAAGGUGCCGACCCCGCCGCCGAGCGAGAGCGGUGACAGCGAGUCGGACGCCCUGUCAGACCGUGGCAGGAGGAAGGGCAUAUCGACCGGCGGGACCUCGGCGAAAGAUUCAUUCAAGCGCCGAGCAUCUCUGCUGGGAGGUACGCUGAGCAGAACGAAACGAGGGUCUCUUCCCGUGGUGCCAACGAUUGAGCUCCCGGAGGAAAAGGAAGAACCACUGUCUGCCAUACAGAAGUUUAAGAAGAGAGGCUCCAUGUCCGUUAGAACAACUAUUCUAUCAGCUAAACUGAAAGACUUGGAAGGGAAGGGUACGAAAGAUGGAACAGAUACUAGAGCGUUGUCAAGUCGUCGCGGGUCUCGCGACCCUGACGCGUCCUCAUCGGACGACAACAGGAGGCCGAGGUCCGCCAGGUCGAAGAGAGGGUCGAAAGACUCGGAUGACGAGACGAAGGAGAACCGUGACAGAAGUGACAGUUUCCGACUCGACCCUGCCAAGCUCGCGAAACCCAAGCGAGGUUCCAUCUCUGUACAGACGGACAACAGGAACGACUCAGUUCCAAGAGAAAAGUUGACAGUAAGCCCACCCAAGCUGACACUGAGCCCUCCAAAGAACGACGCCACAAACAAGCGUAUCUCCGCCCCGGCCCUGCUCAGGAACAAUUCUAACGUAGAUAUAGACGAACAGGCGGCGGUACAGUUUGGAUUUACUGAGGCGACACUGAAACACUUACAGACUCUCGCUGACGAGGCGCUGCUUCACGGAGACAGCGUGUUCUCAGACACGGAGUCGUACUAUAACGGCGUCUCUACACCCAGAAGACUGUCCACAGUCACAGAGAUCGAAGAUUAAGAAGUCAUCCCAAGAAAUUGAGAAGACACCGUCUGAACUUCUUAAACACUAUGACACGUCUUGGCAGAUGUGAAAUAUGCUACAGGUAGAUCACAUAGUUGAUAUAGAAUAGUUUCUAUUUUUUAUGCUUUGCUGAUAUACGUAUAUUAUUGGAGCUGUAUUGAAGCGUGUGCAAUUUAGCAUGACACUACUUAAAAUGUCAAAUUAUCCCAUGGACGAAAACUCAAGAGAAAUGGCUGUCAGUUUUCGGUUCAUCAGUCGGAAAUCCCGCUUACAUUUCUUUUCUUGUUAAACAAAUAUCAACAGAUCAUUUGAAAUCCCAUGUUAUGUCACAACAUCGUGUUGCCCCGUCACAUUACAGCUAAACAACCCGCUUACGGCCGACAUUCCUCAGUUCGAAUGGGAAACUAAGCUGUGUGUUAUCCCCGAUAAUUAGAACAUUCCGCUUGUCACAGUUCACGUGUUGUACUAACAAAGUCAGACGGCACGGAAUAACGACAACCCCAAGCUUAAGGCAUUCUCAUACAAACAAGGCUCUGUAGUCCAGGUCCCCUUUUGUUGUGUUGUUAAGGAGUCGGAGGGUUGUUGCAGCGUCUGACCGUGUUGUGUGAGACUUAUGUACGGUAACCAGCGGGGCAUGACAGGCGGGGGACCGAUCAAACAGUCCCGGCAAACAUUUAACGACGCUACGGAAAAACACGCCUCGGCACACCUGGUUUGUUCUGAUAAAACCGCGGCUAUUGUAUCGUUGCAAAUUUUGAUCAAAAAGAUAUAGGGAUAUUUGGAAAAUCGUCCAGUUGAGGGUAGGAACAUUUCUAUAUCAUACGUAUUCAUUCGACACUUUUCACCAAUAUAUUACGGGAAAGCCUUUCAAAAAGAAUGUUUAAUUAAGUGUGCGGCAAUAGACAGUAUUGAAUACAGUCGUAUACAUGUCAAAAUCCUGCAGCGGCUUUAAAUUUCUGUCAUUACCAACAUAUGGCGCCUCGCUGUUAAAGCCCAAUUCGGCACGCAUCUACCAUAAAAUCCACCCCAUAUAGCUUAUUGGAUUUGCUGUACUUGGUAUCCAGGGAGGGGUCAACGUCCAUGAGGUCACACAAAAGGCAACACACCUGUUUGAACGUUUUCACAGCGCCUUGUACAGUCAACACUUCCUUGUUUGUGCCGAAGUGUCCUGCCAUAUAUCUAUCACAGGUACGAACACCUGGUUUUUGUUCCUUGAACAGGUAAAAAAACACCGCCCAGGUGUUCGAUGUUUCUGUCACAUAAAUCUUUCAACACCUCUUUGAAGACGAGAAGUUUCUAAUGGUCGGUAACAGUUUGUUUACACGGUAAAUAACCCGGGCUGUUUACUUCUUUGCUCGGCACAAAGGAAAACAAACACUUAUUCAAAUUCUUAAGACAAGACAUCGCUUAGUCAUUCAAAACAUGUCGUCAUAGAUUUAUUUCAACUAAUGACUCGUACAAAUUGUAAGUGCCAGUUCACAUGGGUACAUUUAUACAUUAAGUUUUGUUUUGUAAACCUCAGAUACUAGACACUAGUAAGUGAGUAUACAAGACAUAGUUAAGAUAGUUAAGAUAGAUAUGAUAAAGUUUUUGUGAAGAUGAUUAAGUUCUUGUGCAAUGGUAUCAGUAAUUUUGCGGCUCACACUGUCUUAACAAGUUUACAUCAUACAUCGUACAUUAUAUAAUGACAAUGCAAAUUUUCAUAUAGCAUUAUUUAAAAAUCAAUAUCAAAUGAUUUACAUUUAUGUUUGAUGACAAUGGAUUGAUUUUUAUAAAAUAUCAAGCUUUGUUGCAUAAGCCAUACAAAAUGUGUUGAUAGGAUUUUUCUUACAUUUAUAGUACUCGUCAUUUUUUUUUCACUUUUGGUUCCUACGCAUCUGUUCUUGUAUCAAAUCAUAUCUUUCAUAUGACGCAAUGCCAAAUGAUUUUAUCAAUGUAAUAAAAAAAGUCACUAUUUUAUAAUGUUGUUGUUUUUCUUUACGACCUAUGUCGCUCUUCUAAUGCGAAAGGAGUAAUAUAUUCUAAGUUUUAUUCCGCUCAUACGAGUAGUCGUCUGAAUUUACAAGGGAAAAGAAAGUACAUAACAGGAAAUAAUUGCUUUGUCUUGCUAUCGUAAGUGAAUCUAGACCAUAACGAUCACGUCUUAAAGAAAUGUCCGACACUGUCGGGAACUUGUCGUGGAAAGGUUCUGGCGGUUGCUGCCCCAGCGACCAUCCGUAGUGAAGUACUAUAACACGCUGAGUGAGCGUUUCCCUCUUGAAACAGUUUUACUUUCAGUCACCGGAAACGGUAUAAAAAAAGAAACACGUCAUCACAGGUGUAUACAGUACGUGUACAGUUCUAAAUGUCUUAGUGUGUGAAAGAAAUGCAAGAGGAGGAAAGGAAGGAAGGCCGCAAAAGCUUGUAAGUGUUU